Molecule: messenger RNA, 2211 nt
Organism: Nematostella vectensis (starlet sea anemone)
Lineage: Eukaryota; Metazoa; Cnidaria; Anthozoa; Actiniaria; Edwardsiidae
Product: calmodulin-A
Exons: 5
Coding region: 776-1321 (181 amino acids)
Molecular function (GO): calcium ion binding; enzyme regulator activity
Source: RefSeq, a predicted model, not a curated record
GACAUCAAUAACAUAAUGUAAGCAGUAAAAUCACUCAAUGGAUUCGUAAACUGUUUAUUUGCGAGCUCGUCUCGCCCUUCUAUUUGAUUUUCAGGUUUGUACUUCAAAUUGCAAAAUUAAGAUAGAAAUGGAAAACAAUUAAGAUUGAAUGGAGCUAGUGGAAAUGGCAUGAUUCUAUAGAUACCGGAGUCUAAAAACACCAAAGUUUUUUAGGUCUAACUGUUUUGUCAAAAUUUGACAAUAAGACUCGAAGUCAAGGGUGUAUAAUUUCUUUAAUGGACCGCGUGGGACAAGAUGGACGAUAUCACCAACAAAAAAACGAGGGACUUUUGGAUUGAAACUUUAUUUGAUAUUUGUUACUUUAUUUAACAGUUUUAUGCUGUUGUUUGUUUUUGUUGUUUUCAUUAUUUUUUAUUAUAUUUAGAAUUGUUAAAAUUAUUUUAUUCAAUAUCUACGAACAAACAGCGCGCGCCAAAUUUGUUUCGCUCACAGCAAAUGAGAAAUGCCACCAACCACAGCGCAUAGUCAUUCAAUCGCCAGAGUAGUGGACCACAGAACCAUGUAAUUAAGAAUCACUUUCUGAUGAGCCAUACCAACCAACUGGGCAUACUCAGUAAGAUAAAAAUCAGUACUCCGGCGAUUACCAGCAUUUAAAACCUUUCAAAGAACUCCACUAGAUAUAUGAAGUUAUUGGCUUCCCGUCGCGAGGUCUAACAUCGAAUCGGAGUCAAAACGCCUGGCAGAGAACCGUUGACGAUUUCAGAAAAUCACACCAAUGACUUCGGAGAAUAAUAAGGUGCAAGAGAAACGGGUUGAAGACUUAUCCCAAGAACAGCUUGAAGAGUAUCGCGAUGCCUUCGAGCACUUCGAUAAAGACUCGAGUGGCUCGAUAACAACUCGCGAGCUCGGCGGAAUCAUGAGAUCGCUCGGGGAAAAUCCGACUGAGAUCGAGCUUCAGGAUAUGAUCAACAGCGUAGACUGCGAUGGUAACGGGCUGAUGAACUUUGACGAGUUCGUGAAGCUGAUGAUCACGAAAAACCAGUUUAUGAUGGACGAGGAAGACAUGCUGGAGGCGUUCCGGAUGUUUGACAGGGACGGGCGGGGCUAUGUCAUGUCAUCCGAUCUGCGCUUCGUCCUCCGGCACCUGGAGGAGAACAUUCCAGAACACGAGAUUAACGACAUACUUCAGGACAACAAGCAAGGCUGGAACAGAAAGAUAGCCUUCGAAGAAUUCAAAAAGAUGGCGCAGAUUGAGGCUGGCAACACGCUCGGCAUGAAGCGGGACUCUAUUCAGAGUGGGGCACUGGGUUACCAAAGAUGAGGCCGGCACUGCAGGAAUGAUGCUCAGUAAUGGAUGAGCCCUCCCCGACUUUCCCUUUUACAUUCUAAAUCUGAGAUUUAGAAUAAGGGCAUGUAAGGGCACCCUGGCCUACACAUCAUGCAUUGUUUUUCAAUACCAUCGAAAUUAAGAACAAAAAUCUAAUUAUAGACAACAAUAUGCAUUCUUUAAAGUUUAAGUACUUCUAUUGAAUGUAAAAAAAAAAUGUGGUUUAAAAGCGACAUUAUAGUUCGACGUGCGCUACCGUUGCCACCAAUAAAGUUUUGAGAAAGUUGCCCAGUUAUUAUGAGAUAUACAUUGUUGUUUAGUAUUCUCAUAUGCACUAAAAUGUUUCUCUUGACCUGUUGGUUGGCUAUUGACGUUGAUGCCGAGUAGAUUACGUUUCUUGCAUCCUUAUUGACAGGCCUACUUAAAAAACUAUCAAGGUGGCCACGGCAGCUAGCGUCGUAUACGUUUCUUGCAUCCUUAUUGGCCUAUUUCGCAAAACUGUCAAGAUGGCCAUGCUAGAAUGCAUCGCACUUUAUUUCAACAAAGCAAUGCAUUCUGGAAGGGAUGAGGUUGCUCUUUAUGGCCUCAUUGCCAGUGCGUGGGCCUCGAAAUCCUGGGGGUUGGGGGCACUCCCAAACUGGUCAUUUCCUUAUAAUUUAGGAAAAAAAAUAUCAAGGGGGGGGCAUUUUUUGUUGCUAACAAUGCUUUUUUUUUUUUUUAUUGACUUUGCCCACGGAGAAAAAAAAUACACAUACAUAAUACGUUAUACAUGAGAAACAGAACAUAAAUACAUACAAUAACGAAAGGGCAGGGUAUCCGCCACAGCUAGGCCAAUUACGGCGGACCCGAGUUUAAAAUGUGUAAAAGUUACAAGGUCACAAAAA